UUCUGAGAAAGGUGCGUCUCAAACAGUGCUGUUGCUAGUAUUCAUAACGUGAAAUAAUUGUGAUUGCAAUAAAAUAAAAUAUAAGCGUCGGAAUGGAAAAAGCUGAAGUGGAACGUUUCUUAGCCGAUCAGAGGCACAAAUGCGAGCAGUUUUUCGAAGGUAUGUCCACGUUUGGCGACACGAUGUCGGAGCCCAUCGGGAUCAGCUUGUCUGGGGACAACGUCACUGAUGAGGAUCAAUUGAGGAGGUAUCGCGGCAUCGCCGACGCGGGCAACGGAACGGAAAUUCGUCAAUGCCCGCCGUCCUUCGACGAUCUGCUCUGCUGGCCGCGCACUGACGCGCCAGGAAUAGCCACCUUACCCUGCCCACCGGCCUCGAUCAUGGGGUACACCGAUCUCGCGAAUGACGACCUGAGAGCGUUCGCGGUGGCCAGCAAGGUCUGCCUGGCGAACGGCGAGUGGUACCGGAACUCAAACGGCGUAUCCUGGAGUAAUUACAGCCUGUGCGUGCUGAACAGCACGCGUUACGUUGUCGAGAAUAAUUAUUCGCGAUGGUACGAAACGCCGGCGGAGUUUGCGCUACUAAAUAAAUGGCUACAGAUUAUCAGAUUGGUGUCGCAUAUUGGAUACAUUACCUCGUUUACCACUCUAACCGUAGCAAUGGUAGUUUUCUCCUUACUCAGGAAACUCAGGAAUCCCAGAAAUAGAUUGCACAUGCAUCUGUUUGCGUCCUUUAUUAUGAGAGCUUUCAUGGCACUCCUUAAGGAUUGGAGUUUUAUAGACGGCAUCGGAUUGGCCUGGGACAUCGUGGUUGUCGAUGGAAAAGCUGCUUUUAUCAGGGAAUAUAAAUAUACCUGGAUCUGCAAAGUCAUCACGAGUCUGUGGCAAUAUUUUAUCGUGGCAAACUAUGCGUGGAUCUUGAUGGAAGGAUUGUAUUUGCACAAUCUGGUUUUCCUGGCGCUGUGCACCGACACCAGUACCAUAACGCUAUACAUCGUGCUAGGCUGGGGUCUUCCCGUCUUGGUAGUGGUGCCAUGGAUUAUAAUACGUGUGACUAUCGAUAACACUCUCUGCUGGAUCACCAAUACCGAUUCCUCCCUGUUUCUCAUCAUAAGAAUACCAAUAAUCAUAUCCAUUUUGUGCAAUUUCCUACUGUUUCUCAAUAUCGUUCACGUCCUGCUUGUGAAGCUGAAGAUGUCGGUACAUCUGCAGCGGAAGAAGAUGAAAUACAAGAGAUGGGCGAAAUCGACUUUGGUCCUGGUGCCACUCUUCGGAAUACACUAUACCUUCUUCUUGGGAUUGUCUUACCAUAACUCCCGGGUGGAGCUCGUCUGGCUCUUUUGCGAUCAGCUGUUCGCAUCCUUCCAGGGCGCCUUCGUGGCUUUUCUUUAUUGCCUGCUGAACGGUGAGGUCAGGGCGGAAAUACGUCGAGCGUGGAACGCACGACGAUCGAAGAAAGAGGUCGAUUCCUUCAUCUCCGGGCAUACGAAAAAUUCGAGGGACGGAAUCAAUCGAAAGCGGCAUCGAUCGGAGGGCGAUGAAGGCACUAUUUUCGCGAUUACAGCCAUGAAAAAGUUCUCACUGAAAAAUAUCAAGUAGACAUUCAAUCAACUGUCUCUCAACGUCGCGAAUAAAUUUUAUUUAUAUAAAUCUGUC
This is a messenger RNA of Wasmannia auropunctata (little fire ant), 1655 nucleotides long. It is a transcript of the gene Dh44-R2, whose product is annotated as secretin receptor. Bases 93 to 1598 code for a protein of 501 amino acids. The transcript is spliced from 10 exons. Gene Ontology annotation, biological process: cell surface receptor signaling pathway; adenylate cyclase-modulating G protein-coupled receptor signaling pathway. Gene Ontology annotation, cellular component: plasma membrane. The record is from RefSeq and is a predicted model, not a curated record. Gene Ontology annotation, molecular function: peptide hormone binding; G protein-coupled peptide receptor activity. NCBI's taxonomy places the organism in Eukaryota, Metazoa, Arthropoda, Insecta, Hymenoptera, Formicidae.